Kluyveromyces lactis is the source of this 1875-nucleotide messenger RNA. RefSeq names its product glutathione exchanger (gene GEX1). The record is from RefSeq and is a predicted model, not a curated record. Gene Ontology annotation, cellular component: vacuolar membrane; endosome. Gene Ontology annotation, biological process: transmembrane transport; intracellular iron ion homeostasis. NCBI's taxonomy places the organism in Eukaryota, Fungi, Ascomycota, Saccharomycetes, Saccharomycetales, Saccharomycetaceae. The transcript has a single exon. Gene Ontology annotation, molecular function: siderophore-iron transmembrane transporter activity. Bases 1 to 1875 code for a protein of 624 amino acids.
AUGCACAACAACCCUGUCUUAAAGAUGGAGAAUGAUCAAAUUGAGGAUGGUGUUGGUCAUCGCAAAGAGGGAGCCGCUGAAAAGAUCAAUGAAAUGGAUGAGGAUUCCAAGAAAGGUGUCCAGUUUUCUGGAGUGUGUGAUGGAAUGAAACAAACUAAAUCACUGGUAAUUCGUAAAACAGAAAUAAUGGCCUCUCAGUAUAAUACAUGGUAUUCACAGGUGCUGUUUCUGUCUUGUGCAUUUCUUUGCGCUUAUGGCUAUUCAUUAGAUAGUAGCAUCAGAUAUGUUUAUAUGACCUAUGCUACGAAUUCUUACAAUACCCAUUCGCUCCUCUCGACUAUAAGUAUCAUCAAUAUGAUGAUUUCAGCUGUCGCUCAGCUUUUCUUUGCUGGAUUGUCUGAUGUGUUUGGAAGAUUGCGUUUAAUGAUUGUAGCCAUUUUAUUUUAUGUCGUAGGAACCGUGAUCCAAUCCCAGGCUUAUGACAUUCAGAGAUAUGCUGCUGGCUCUGUGUUUUACAAUAUUGGAGUUGUUGGUGUAAUGUUGCAGGUUUCGUUAUUCUUGGCAGAUAAUUCGUCUUUAAAAUGGAGACUGCUGUAUUCUUUCGUUCCUGCAUGGCCAGCUAUCAUCAACAUGUGGGUUUCAGGAAAUAUUGUUAAGGCUGCAAAUCCAUUGGUGAACUGGUCAUGGAAUAUCGCUAUGUGGGCUUUUAUUCUUCCAUUAAGUUGCGUACCACUAUUAUGCUGUGUGGUUCAUAUGAGAUGGAAAGCUAGUAAAACACCGGAAUGGCAGGAACUAGAAAGCGAAUUGACAUUUUAUCAAAAGCAUGGGUUUGUUCAUACAAUUGUUGAGGUAUUCUGGAAAGUGGAUAUUGUCGGAUUGUUACUGUUAACUGCAUCUAUGGGUUGUAUUUUGGUUCCUUUAACCAUCGCGGGUGGUAUAUCUGAACAGUGGAAUAAUGGUAAGAUUAUUGGACCGCUGGUUCUUGGGGUUUUCCUUGUUCCACUGACCAUAUAUUGGGAAAGCAACUGGGCCAAGGUGCCCUUUGCGCCUUUCCUUUUGUUGAAAGACAGAGGAAUCUGGGCACCAAUGUCGAUAAUGUUUUUGGUAUGCUUUAUCUAUCAAAUGGCAGCUGGCUAUCUCUACACAAUUUUGCUGGUCAGCAUGAACCAAACUGAACUUUCUGCAACCAGGAUAAUGAAUUUGUAUAGCUUUGUUGCUGGAAUCUAUUCUCCUAUUUUUGGCUUCGUCGUUGCUAGGACAGGGAGGCUAAAGUCAUUUAUGCUUGUUGGUUGCUGCUUAUAUUUCCUAGUUAUGGGUUUGUUCUACAGGUACAGAGGUGGUCUUGGAGCUGAAUCAGGUAUAAUUGGUGCCAUGGUGGUUUGGGGUAUAGCCAGUUGCAUGUACACAUACCCAGUUACCACUUCCGCCCAGUCAGUUACUAGCCACGAAAACAUGGCAACAGUGACUGCAAUGCUACUAACAAUAUUUAGAAUAGGAGGUGCCGUUGGAGCUUCAGUGUCAGGUGCCAUCUGGACCAAUUUAUUAUAUCCAAAACUGCUUCAGAAUCUUGGUGAUGUAGAGUUGGCUUCGGCUGCUUACACUGCACCAUUGACUUUUAUUGUUUCUCAUCCCUGGAACACUGAAGUAAGAACUGCAAUGAUUGAUGCAUACCGUCAUGUGCAGAAAUACGAAGUUCUUGUCGGAUUGAUUUUUGUCGCACCGAUGCUUGUUUUGACUUUCUGCCUCAGAGAUCCAGAAUUGACUGACGAUUAUGGCCAAAAGCUUGCUGAAGGUCAAUGUGUGCAGACAGAAGGUGAAGAUCCAAUCGCCGAAUGGUUCUCUGAUCGCUUUAAAAAAUUAAAACGCCGAGUUUAA